CGGAACAAGACAGAAAAAAGCCUUUGUGACGACUCUGCACCUCCAUGUGUGUGUGAGUGUGUGUGUGCUGCUGUCACAACGGGGACAUCGUGGGAAACAUCGUAGUCUUCCUCAUCUGACCGCGAGCCGCUGACCGACAGGACCCGGACAUGGCGACCCCCGGCUCCUGCGUGGUGAUCAGUGAUGACGAGCAGGGUUAUGACCUGGACCUUUUCUGCAUACCAAAGCACUAUGCCUCUGACCUGGAGAGGGUCUACAUCCCACAUGGACUCAUCUUGGACAGGACAGAGAGACUGGCCAGAGAGAUCAUGAAAGAAAUGGGGGGCCAUCACAUUGUGGCCCUCUGUGUGCUCAAAGGGGGCUACAAGUUCUUUGCAGACCUGCUGGACUACAUCAAGGCCCUGAACAGGAACAGUGACCGCUCCAUCCCAAUGACAGUGGACUUCAUUCGCCUCAAGAGCUACUGUAACGACCAGUCGACCGGUGAAAUCAAAGUUAUUGGUGGAGAUGACUUGUCUACACUGACGGGCAAGAAUGUCCUGAUCGUGGAGGACAUUAUCGACACCGGGAAGACGAUGAAGACGUUGUUGGAGCUCCUCAAGCAGUACAAACCCAAAAUGGUUAAAGUAGCAAGUUUGUUGGUGAAGAGAACUCCAAGAAGUGUUGGCUACCGACCAGACUUUGUUGGAUUCGAGGUCCCUGACAAAUUUGUGGUGGGAUACGCGCUAGACUACAACGAGUACUUCAGGGAUCUAAAUCAUAUCUGCGUCAUUAGUGAAACAGGGAAGGAGAAGUACAAGGCAUGAAGAGCACUUCAAAACAAAUUAAAUGUAUGGUUAUAUAUUUUCUUUUUGCAGUCCAUUUUAUA
Molecule: messenger RNA, 868 nt
Organism: Limanda limanda (common dab)
Lineage: Eukaryota; Metazoa; Chordata; Actinopteri; Pleuronectiformes; Pleuronectidae
Gene: hprt1
Product: hypoxanthine phosphoribosyltransferase 1
Exons: 9
Coding region: 150-806 (218 amino acids)
Biological process (GO): GMP salvage; guanine salvage; hypoxanthine metabolic process
Molecular function (GO): magnesium ion binding; hypoxanthine phosphoribosyltransferase activity
Source: RefSeq, a predicted model, not a curated record